This is a messenger RNA of Pseudoliparis swirei, 5459 nucleotides long. It is a transcript of the gene ptk7b, whose product is annotated as protein tyrosine kinase 7b. Gene Ontology annotation, cellular component: axon; neuronal cell body; plasma membrane. The record is from RefSeq and is a predicted model, not a curated record. The transcript has 21 exons. Lineage: Eukaryota; Metazoa; Chordata; Actinopteri; Perciformes; Liparidae. Gene Ontology annotation, molecular function: axon guidance receptor activity; protein kinase activity; ATP binding. Gene Ontology annotation, biological process: homophilic cell-cell adhesion; protein phosphorylation; synapse organization. Bases 546 to 3785 code for a protein of 1079 amino acids.
CAAAUAUUUUUAGAAAGUACGGAUACAAAUGUUGAUAAAACGUGGAAGAAAGCAGACAUUUAUUUUGAAAGUCCCCACAGGAACUCCUGUGUAUUGUUUCAGCUCACUUAACGCUGAGUGUAAAAAAAAAAAAAAAUCACACAGGCGAGUGGGAGGAAGACAACUUAGAAACACCGCGGAGCGAAACUCCCUCUCGUUGCAGACCGAACUGGCCCGGCGGUUGGCGGCUCUGGACACAGGCAGAAGGUGGCUACACACACCGGGUUGUAAUGAACCACAGCGGCCUAAACCCGCCCCAGCCCUCCGCUCCGUAAGCUGUCUGGAAGCUUAAACUUCGCCUCAAACUUUCGGCGGGUCUGUGCUCGCUCUGCCGUGUGUAUCUAGCCGGCCUGUAAACCAAGGCGUCCGUGCCCCACAUGUCUCUGCCUCGUCCCUGCUAAGUUUCCACAAACAACCAGGUGACCAGGGCCACCUUUGACUUCCCUGGAGACCCGCGCAGCUGACGGAGAACAGAACCCGAGAGCCGCGGAGCACAAGGACGGAUCAUGGAUCUACCCAAAGACCGCGAGACCCGGCGGGGGGAAGGCAGGAGAAACCCCGCGGCGAUGAACAGGAGAAAAGCACGGGUGGAGACUACGUACCUCGUCGGUAUUAUCUGCCUCCAAGUUCUGUCCAUCCAGGCCUCUGCCCUCCAGUUCACAAAGGAGCCCAAGUCCCAGGAUGCCUUGCACGGCCGCAGCGCCAUGCUGCGCUGUGAGGUCAGUGACCCGGCCGACAUCAGCUACGGCUGGCUCCAUGACGGACAGCGUCUGCAAAACAGCGAGAGGCGCUUCCAGGAGGGAAGCAACCUCAAGUUCACCGCUGUGGAUCGGCAGCUGGACGCAGGCAACUUUGUUUGCGCCGUGGGGAAUGCAGCUACGGGAGAGUUUCUCCACUCCACCAAUGCCGCCUUCAAUAUCAAGUGGUUGGAAAGUGGUGUUGUGACUUUAAAGGAGCCCACCUCAGAAGGGGAAAUCGAGAGCUCGGCAACGGUCACGUUGCGCUGUCAUAUUGAUGGACACCCGCGGCCGACGUGCCAGUGGUUCAAAGACGGGGUGAAGCUGACGGAGAAGAGCCACCAGAUCAACAACAAGGAAAGGACGCUCACCUUUACGAGUGCCAGUCCGGACGACAACGGCCUGUACUACUGCUGUGCCAAGAAUGCCGCUGGAAACGUUUGCAGCAGCAGCAACUUCACUCUCAACAUUAUAGAUAAGAGUUUCCCGCGGCCGGUGGUCACUCCUGAGGACCAGGUGGUGUUGAGGAACGAGGAGGCCUCGCUCCACUGCCAGUUCACUGCCGUGCCGACCCCCACGUUGGAGUGGUACCACGAAGACGAGCUGCUGGCAAACAAGUCUCGUGUGAUCCUGUUAUCCAACGGCACACUGCUGAUCACCCAGGUCAAGCCCAGGAACACUGGGACCUACAAGUGUGUCGGUCGUGGUCUCAGAGGGUCCCACAUUACGCUCGAGGCCUCCCUCCUCAUAGCUGAGAUCGAUGACAUGGUGUCCAAGAUGUCGAAGGUUUUCACAGCGGACACUCUGCAGCGGGUAGCCUGUCGUCCCCCACGCGGCAGACCUGAGCCCCAGGUCUGGUGGGAGAGAGGAGGUCAGCGGGUGCCCAUCGAGGGCAGAGUGUACCAGGACGGCCUGGAUCUGAUCUUCAGUCCCACAGAGGAAGGAGACUCGGGCACCUACACCUGCGUGGCCCAGAACAGGGCGGGGCGAAGGACACAGGAGGUCACCUUUACUGUGGCCACUGCCCCAGUGUGGGUGACGAGGCCUCAGGACAGCCACCUCGAGGAGGGGAAACCAGGUUACCUUCACUGUCACGCUCAGGCCAACCCUGAACCUGAGAUCACGUGGCUCCGCAACAACAUCAUGAUCACACCAGAGGACUCUCGAUUUAAGCUGUUCUCUAACGGCACCCUCAGGAUCAACAAUGUAGAGGUGUAUGACGGACAGAUGUACGGCUGUGAAACCAAGACUGAAGGCGGCCGAUUGUCUGGGCAAGCUCGAGUUAGUGUACUUGAGAGGCUGAAGUUCACCCCGACCCCCCAGCCUUCUCAGUGUCUGGAGCUGGAUAAGGAGAUCACCAUCCAGUGCUCUGCUAAAGGCAGAGAGAGCCCAACCAUCCGCUGGACCACAGCAGACGGAGGAGAGCUGCCACCCCGGGUGGCACAGAGGAACGGCCAGCUCCACUUCACCAAAGUCAUCCGCAGCGACGCCGGAAACUACACCUGUAUCGCUUCCAACAGCCCCCAGGGGGAGAUCCGAGCCCUUGUGACCCUCAUUGUGGCAGUGUACAUUCGCUUUAAGGUGGUACCAGAGAAUACAACGGUGUAUCAAGGUUACACGGCCAUCCUGCACUGUCAGGCCACCGGUGACCCUGAGCCUCACAUCCACUGGAUGGUCAGAGACAGGACGCUGGACAUCAGUAAGAACAGGAGGUUCCAGAAGAUGCCCAAUGGCUCCUUAGUGAUUUCAGACGUCACAACAGAUGACACGGGCAGGUACACAUGUGUAGCCGGAAACAGCUGCAGCAUCAAAGACCGUGUGGCUAAGCUGUAUGUCGUGGAAAAGCCAGUGCAGUCCUUCGAUGAAGACAUGGACAAGGCCCCCUACAAGAUGAUCCAAACCAUCGGCCUCUCGGUAGGAGCUGCUGUGGCUUACAUCAUCGUAGUACUUGGACUCAUGUUCUACUGCAAAAAGAGACGCAACGCUAAAAGACUGCAGAAAGGCCAGGAUGGGGAGGAGCCGGAGAUGGAGUGUCUGAACGGAGGAGCUGUUGAACAAAAUGGCCACACCACCGCUGAGAUCCAAGAAGAGGUGGCACUGACCAAUAUGGGUACCGUGGCAACAACCGAAAAACGGCACAGCCACGUCAACAACGACAAGCUCCACUUUCCUCGCGCAAACCUGCAAACCAUCACUACUUUGGGCAAAGGGGAGUUUGGUGAGGUGCUGCUGUGCAAAGCUAAGGGUCUUGAGGAGAGUGAGGAGGAGACGGUGGUGUUGGUGAAGAGCCUGCAGGCCAGAGAUGAGCAGCUCCAGCUCGACUUCCGCCGCGAAGCCGAAAUGUUUGCAAAGCUCAGCCACCCCAACGUCGUCCGCCUGUUGGGCCUGUGUAGGGAGGCAGAGCCCCACUACAUGAUGCUGGAGUACUACGACCUUGGAGACCUAAAGCAGUUCCUGAGAAUUUCCAAAAGCAAAGACGACAAAGUGAAAUCUCAGCCUAUCAGCACCAAGACCAAAGUUUCCAUCUGUGCCCAGGUGGCUCAUGGGAUGGAGCAUCUGUCCAAUCACCGCUUCGUUCACAAAGACCUAGCCGCCCGAAACUGCCUGAUCAACAGUCAGAGGCGCAUUAGAGUGUCGUCACUCAGCCUUAGCAAGGACGUCUACAACAGUGAGUACUACCACUACAGGCAGGCAUGGAUCCCGCUGCGCUGGCUCCCAUCAGAGUCUGUGUUUGAAGACGACUUCUCCACCAAGUCUGAUGUGUGGGCCUUUGGCGUUUUGAUGUGGGAGGUGUUUAGUCACGGAGAAAUGCCAUAUGCCAAACUCAGCGAUGACGAGGUGCUGGAAGGUCUGCAGACAGGAAAGCUGAAACUGCCUGUUCCUGACGGUUGCCCCUCCAAAAUCUACAAGCUCAUGGCCCGCUGCUGGGCGAUAAGCCUCAAGGAGCGCCCCUCCUUCACUGAAAUCGUUCACACCCUGGGAGACCUUCCCUCUGACAGCAAAGUCUGAGAUACCCGUAACCCCACAUCAAAAGGGGACCUUCGACCAACCCCCUUCUCCCCAAAAUAAAGACUGGAAUACUGGAUUAUUAGUCUCAAACAUUUCAGGGAAGCGGGUUGAGGAGGAAACACUUUUCUGAUAUGCAUUUCAAACUGUGUGUGUGUGGAUAAGACUUCGUCGGUACACCAGUUGAAAAUACGCACUUGCGUUAGCACGAACGGCUUCUUGUGAGCCGUACCAGGAGUUUAUGUCUGCCUUAACAUGGGGGACCCUUCCCGUGAGUCCCCCGUCUGGGGUUCCACUGUAACCCUGCCUGUCUGCGACUGCUCUGUCCCAGAGACGCUUUGUUUCAGAGACUCACACCCUCAGAGCCUCUAGCCCUCCACACACACACACACACACACACACACACACACACACACACACAAACACUCACCUCCAACUGCUUUGUAGUAUGUUACAGUGCUCUCACUAGCUCAGAUCAAUAGAAAUUAUUGGUCGGAAGUUCAGGAAACCCCCCAUCCCGUUCUGAUAUUUAGGUUCCCUGCUCGGUCAAGUCUGUAAGAAUAUUGAAGGGAAAAAGUGGGACCUAAUGUAACUUCAGUGCAGCUUUGAAGCUUCAACCACUUCGAAAGGUGUUGAGUGAGAUGUUUAAACUGGUCUACUUGAACGCAAAGUCCAAUCAGCUGUACCGGACCGUUCCCACGUGCCGGUGUACGUUCAAAGAAGAAAUGGAAUCUGGUUUGCAUGAAGGUUCAUCUCUCACACUUGUGAUUUGGGGACAUGAUCAAACUUUUGGGGGGAAAAGUCAUCUGUGUUAUGGUAACACUUCAGGAACAUCAAGAUCAAGUUUAUAGCCAAGGAAUAUAUUUAAUAGAGGAUUGUGCCAGUGUGGGCGUUGUACGGUUUUCUGAGUGUUCUGUUAGUGUAUUCAUUUUUUAGGUGCUCAACGGUUCUCACCCACAACCUGUGGGUGAGAACACCCGUGUCAUACCACGUGAUAAUGUUGCAGGCCUGCAGCCUAUCACUGUUUUAACCUGUGUUUCUUCCGAGGUCCAAUCACAGUUUUCCUCCAAGGUCCAAUUAUUUUGUGCAAUGAGGCAAAGUGGACCAUGGCACCAGGCAAUGUGUACAUAAUGUAGAAGCCAUGCACUAACUUCACUUAAAAAGAAUAUCCAUCUUUAUCUCUCAUGUUGUGUAGUAAAACAUGCAGGUGCCUGUUUAUUUAUGAUGAAGGUCCUGUCUUUGUUUUUUGUUUUUUUUACUAUGUUCAUAACAUAAAGGUACUUUUCUGAUGCUCUGUAUUCAUUCUCGCUGUCCAUAUCCAUGUUCGUUCAGUCUGGGAGUCAGCUGAAUAUGCUAACAGUACAACAGAGAUUAAAAGAAUGACCGCUGGUCACCAAUUUAAGUGCCUGGUCAAUGAAGGAUUAUUUUAACGGUUUCCAUUUUUGUUUUUUACAUUAUCUAAUCUAAUGCAAUGGCCUUUGUUUAUGAACUUGUUUUUAUACAUUGUUUUGAGUGUGAUGUUUUUAUGAAUUCUAGGCACUCUCACCUAGACCUCACACCUGAUUUUUAAUUUUAAUCUGCUUCAGCAAAUGUUCACAGUAAUCAUAUAUAUAAUCAUAUAUAUAUACACAAAAGUAUACAUGCUGCUGUCAAUAAAGGUUCAGUUUUUUUACCCAG